Molecule: messenger RNA, 1403 nt
Organism: Cricetulus griseus (Chinese hamster)
Lineage: Eukaryota; Metazoa; Chordata; Mammalia; Rodentia; Cricetidae
Source: RefSeq, a predicted model, not a curated record
CUGCAGGCCCUUCGGGGCGGCCAUGGGGCCGCUUUUUUUCCCGGCCGCGCGCAGGCCCUGCACACCUCUGUUGCUUCCCACGGGAGCAAGAACUUACUCAAGAAAUUUGCCUCGAAAACCAGAAAGAAAUUCUGGUAUGAAGGUCCGUCCCUCGGGUCUCAUUUGACUCACAAGCCAUCCAAGUUUGAGUUCCUCAUGAAAAGUACCUUAAAGAAGACCAGGAAGGAAGACACUGUACGCCUCAGAGUCCUGAAUGGCCUUCUCUACAAAGCAUUGACAGAAUUGCUGUGUACUCCUGCAGUGAGCCAGGAGGUCUAUGACCUGAAUGUGGAGCUCUCCAAGGUCUCUGUGACUUCAGACUUCUCCGCCUGCCGAGUGUACUGGAAGAUAGGUGUCUCUGCAGACCAGAACAGGCACACGGAGGCUGUCCUGCAGAGGAGUGCUGCCUACAUAAGGCACCUUCUCAUGUCUCAGCAGACCCUGAGAAAUGUUCCACCCAUAGUGUUUAUUCAAGACAAAAAAGACAUACUUCUGGCUGAGGUAGACCGGUUACUAGCAGUGGCUGACUUUGGACCCCCAGAUGAAAGGGAUGGCUUGGCACUGGAUUGUUUGAGGAACCCUGAAGCUCUGUCAUCACAUGAUGCCCAAGAACCAGCCACACACCCAAAUUUGUGUGGGAUUGACCAUGAGGCCCUGAAUAAGCAAAUAAUGGAGUAUAAACGCAAGAAGGAGAAAGGGCUCCAGUGCAUGAACCUGGCACAGCCAUCAGGGCAGGAGCUGGUCCCUGACCUGACUCAUUUGCUGAGAAGGAGAAAGAAGACAUCAUCCCGCCGGCACCAGGACACUUCCCCAAGAAGCUUCCUUUUGGGUGAGGAGGCUGAGGACGAGGAGGAAGAGGACAACACCACAGAGUAUGGAUGCCAGGCUCAUGAGGCAGAAGAGGACUGGGAAGCAGAGGCCAGAGGUGAUGGGGUACAGCAGGGGCCCUGUGGCAAAAGAGAACAGAGGUAGGGGUGAGGCCUCGUGCUGCCUGUCCCUGCCUGUGGUCAGACUGCAGAGUUCAUGGUCUGCACUUCAGAGACAGUUGAUGAAGGCAGAACUCUUGGUGGAGGCCGUCCUCAGGCUAUUUAUCAUUCAGCUAGCUGUACAAUUUCCUGUCCCAACUCACUGGUUUUUUUCCAAAACUCAUGUGUAACUAAAAAAUAAAUGUCAUCCCUGGGAGACAUAAAUAUGGUACUUCUUACCUCCUCAUAGUUGCUGCACAGGCCGCCGGGCCUCAGUGGCAGGAGAGUUAAGCACAGAAUGCAUAGGCUACAUCUAUAGACCUCCACAGCCAGUUAUCAGUGCUUGGUCCCUGGAGGACUUCUCUUUUAAUAAACUAGUUUAUAUGUAUUCUUGGAGAA